AUGUGUAGGAAGCUAGAAUUGCAGAAAUUACCAGAACUUGAUGCUCUUGGAUCAUCAUCCUCCUUCCUUGGUCAACCAUGCAGGACAAAGAAGAUUAAAAUGGAUGGGAACUGUUUUUUUAGAGCAUUGUCUUUUGCAAUAUCUGGCACAGAGGAGAACCAUAGACGACUGCGACUAUUAACAGUAAAACAUCUUCUGGAAAACUCAAGGCUCUUCUCCCCAUACCUUCGAGAUGGAUGUGUCACUGUAGAAAGAUAUGUACAGUCAUCGAGGAUGAAGUACUUACAUACAUGGGCCACUGAAGUAGAAAUUCUCGCAGCGUCAGACAUGCUCCAGACUGACAUCUACACCUACAGUGAAUCAUGGUUGUUGUUUUCCAAGUCUCAGGCACGGGAGCAGAUGAACAAUUCAACUAGGGCUAUUUAUUUACAUCAUGUUUCAGGUUGUCAUUAUGAUGUGGUUAUUUGUGUAAAAAAUCAGUCAUUAGAUCUUUGUACUGGAAAUUGUUUACUGUGUAGUAACUACAGUACUGAAGGAAUACAAAGCAUAACACAUGUGAAAUGUGAGGAAGAUGACAAUAUUGUCAUAGGUGAUGCAGUUAGUUCACGAAAAGACAUCGGGAACAAAUGCUUCCUUGGAAAAGAGUUGAAGAAGAAGAUACAUCGUGAACAUAUCCAGCAGAAAAGGCUCAAAACAGUGCAUGACUGUACUGAUGUGAUGAAGAAGCCAUCCGCAGAACUACAAAACACCAAGAAAGACCGAAACACAUAUGCUGCAAAUGUGUCAUACAGGAGACGUGUUUUGGCAGCUUAUAAGGAGAAAUAUGCCAAACCAGAAUACAGGGAAUCGGCAAUCCGACAGGGCAAGCAGAGAUACAGUAGUGAUGAAUUGUACCAAAAUAGGAUAAAGGCGUACAGCAAUGCGAAAUAUUUGUCGGACACCAGGCAUAAACAGAAGGUCAAAGCAUAUAGCAAGGAGAGGUAUUUGUCAGACACCAAACAUAAACAAAAGGUCAAAGCAUACAGCAAGGAGAGAUAUUUAUCAGAUACCAAACAUAAACAGAAGGUCAAAGCAUACAGCAAGGAGAGAUAUUUAUCAGACACCAGGCAUAAACAGAAGGUGAAAGCGUACAGCAAGGAGAGGUACUUGUCAGACACCAUUCAUAAACAGAAGGUGAAAGCGUAUAGCAAAGAGAAGUAUUUGUCAGACUCCAGACAUAAACAGAAGGUGAAAAUGUACAGCAAGAGAAAGUAUAUGAUGGACACCAGACACAAAGAGAAGGUGAAAAUGUACAGCAAGACGAAGUAUUUGGUGGACACCAGACACAAAGAGAAGGUGAAAAUGUACAGCAAGAGAAAGUAUAUGAUGGACACCAGACACAAAGAGAAGGUGAAAAUGUACAGCAAGAGGAAGUAUUUGAUGGACACCAGACACAAAGAGAAGGUGAAAACGUACAGCAAGAGGAAGUAUAUGGAUGACGAGUUUAGGAAAAACAAGCAAUCACAGCUGAAGAAAAAGUAUUCAGAAUCAAAGUCAUACAGGAAAGAUGUAAUGAAUAGACAGUUGGAACGCAGACGACAGAGGAUAGCAGACCUUUCUUGUAUUGAUACAGUAACAUCUGUUUUUCAACACUUAAUAAGUGAUUCACCACACCACAUAUGUGCAGUUUGCCAUCGUCGUUUUUUCAGAGGACAGGUUGUUAUAUGUAAAAGGGAAUCUUACUCACAAAUAGGUCAAGUGGCUGGAAAACUUGCUGCCAAAUGUAUAUCAACAAGAUACGUCCACACAUGCUCUUCAGAUUGCAAUGUUCCCUGUAUUAUUUAUCUAUCUCCGUAUUCCAAGCUCUGGAUUUGUUACACAUGCCAUAGGAAGAUCAGAUCAGGCAUUUUACCAGCUGAAGCAUCUGUUAACAGUCUACAGGUAGAACAUGUCCCGUAUGAAUUGUCUUGUUUGAACCAACUAGAGCAACAUUUAAUAGCAAAACAUAUUCCCUUUGCUAAGGUGGCAGCCCUUCCUAGAGGUGGUCAGAGAAGUGUCCAUGGUCCAGUUGUUUGUGUGCCAUCCAACAUUGACACAACAAUUUCCUCUCUCCCACGACCAGAGUCAGAUGAUCAGCUGAUAAGGGUAAAACUCAAGCGAAAAUUAUCAUAUAAAGGGCAUUAUAGGUAUCAAUUUGUAAACACGGCGCAAAUUGAAAAGGCACUCGAAUAUUUGAAAGAAAAUAACCCACACUAUCAGGAUGUUAAUUUCAACAACAAUUGGGUUAACAACUUGUCCUCUUCAUCAGCAGGAGAUGACAAAGAGAGUGAUAAUGAUAGUCUACCAGAUUUAUGCGAUCAUGAACAACCUGGCAGUAAUGAGGGCAAAAAGGCUGAUCUGGGAAAUGAUGUUGAAUACCUCGACUCAAGCCAUACAGGAGAUCAGGGGCUGAUGAUAGACAGUUGUUUGCAACCAGUUGACAUAGGACAAGAAAUACUUGAUCAGUUCGCAGAUAAUGUACUUUGUUUAGCACCGAGUGAAGGCAAUGAUCCAAUUAGACUUCUGAUGAAUGAAGAAAAUGAAGCAAAGGCAUUCCCUGUCUUGUUCCCUAAAGGAUCACCGACAUACUACGACAAAAGAGAAAAGAAAAUAACUGUUUCACGCUAUCUGAAUACCAGGCUGAUGCAUGCAGACUCCAGAUUUGCCAAAAGUACUGAGUAUAUAUUUUAUGCUCAGUAUCUUUCAGAAGUUCAGCAGGUACUUUCAACUGUCUCUAUUGCACUGAGGAAAAGUCGUCAACCAGACACUGAACAAACGAUAAAUAAACUCACUGAUUAUGACUCCUUGAGAGAAAUCCUAAAGACUGACUCUGGAUUCAAGUUCUUAAAGCCAAUCCGAGGAACCCCAGCAUACUGGCAAUCUGCACAGAAGGAUUUAUUUGCUAUGCUGAGACAACUUGGCAUUCCAACGUGGUUUUGUUCAUUUUCUGCUGCAGAUAUGAGAUGGUCUGAGUUUAUUCAAGCACUGCUGGUGGAAGAAGGCCGUGACAUUGACAUUACUGAUAUGGACUGGUCAGCUAAAUGUGAAUUGAUCAGAGAGAACCCUGUUAUGGCAGCACGGAUGUUUGAACAUCGAUUUCAGUGCUUUUUGAAGGAAUUUCUGCUGUCCCCUGCAAACCCUGUUGGGAAGAUAAUAGACUACUUUUACAGGGUAGAGUUUCAACACCGUGGAUCACCACAUACUCAUUGUUUAUUUUGGGUUGAAAACGCUCCCAAACUUGACCAUAACUCGGAUGAAGAGGUGACUGCCUUCAUUGACAAGUAUGUGACAUGUGAAAUGCCACCAUCAGAUGAUGAAGUGCUUCAAGAGAUCGUGUCCUCUGUACAGAAGCAUAGUAGCCUUCAUUCAAAGAGCUGUCGGAAAAAAGGUACGAACUGCAGGUUUAACUUUCCAAGACCACCAAGUAAGUGCACAUUCAUCUCUAGGCCAAGCUCUUCAGAUGUUCACAACAAUGAUUGUAAUGAAGCAUCGAUAGAAAGGGAAAUGAAUUGUGAAGAAGCUAAGCGAAUCCUUGAAGCGUUGUGGGAGGCUCUCUCAAAUCAAGAACAUGCUUUUGGAAACACAGAAGAUUUGUUCAGUGCUGUUGGAAUAAACCAAGAUCAGUUUCAGGAAGCAUACACGAUGCUGUCAAAGAGGGCCAGUGUUGUGCUCAGACGUGGCAUGGAUGAUGUAUGGUUGAAUCAGUAUAAUCCUGACCUUCUGCGCGCAUGGAAUGGGAAUAUGGAUAUUCAGUUUGUGCUCGAUGCUUACUCUUGCAUUGUUUACAUUAUAUCAUAUAUUUCUAAGUCAGAAAGAGAAAUGGGUCUUCUUCUGGAACAGGCAAGAAAGGAAACUUUGAAUGGCAAUGAAGACACUAAACAGGCAUUGAAGAAACUUGGAGCAGUGUAUCUUCAGAGUAGGGAAGUAAGUGCUCAAGAGGCCGUGUUUCGAGUCUGUAACCUGCACUUGAAGGAAUGUUCAAGAUUUGUUCAGUUUAUUCCUGUUGGUGACGCCAUAAAGAUGAGUCUGCCCCUGAACGUGAUCCAAAACAAGCUCAGUGGUGGUGAUUUAAAUGUAGAUGAUAUGUGGAUGACAAGCAUAAUUGACCGUUACAAGAACAGACCAGAUAGUGAUGAAUUUGAAGCUAUGUGCUUGGCAACAUUUUGCUCCGAAUUCCGAGUUCUGUCCAAGUCAGAGAAAAUUUCAAGUAAAGCUCAAAAUGAGGGAUUGGUACAUAAACUGAGGAGUAACAUGGGGUACAUUCGAAGAAGAACACGAACCAAACCAGCUGUGGUAAGAUAUCCAAGGUUUUCACCAGAGAAUCAAUCAGAGAAAUAUUUCCAGAGCAUUUUACAACUGUUUUUGCCAUACAGAACAGACUCGCAGCUGAAACCUGAUGGGUUUAAUUCAUUUGAAUGCUUUUUUGAGACCGGUGCUAUAAGUUUGCUGAAUAACACUAGUGUUGAGCUUGUCAAGGAUAUAGUUAACAGAAACAAGGCAUCAUUUGAAACAGAUGCUGAUCAAGUCACCAGAGCAGCGGAAAUCCUUGAAAUGGGUGGUCACUUAGAAGAUGCAUGGGCACAGAUGUAUCCUGAAACUGAAGCAGAAAGGAUUUCUUGUUUUGAAGAAAUUGUAGAGCUUGACGACAUCCCUUGUGAGGCAAAAGACAUACCAGAUUUAGUACAGAAUCAGAAGUCUGAUUACACUAUUGAGCCCCAACAGGGAGUUCUGUCUGGGAGUGAGGCAAAAGAUCUUCUGCGAUCACUGAAUGAACGACAACUGGAGGUCUUCUACAAAGUUCGAAAGUGGUGUUUAGAAAAACUCCGUGAUCUGGACACAGAACCUUUCUAUCUUUUCAUCACAGGAGGUGCAGGAACUGGCAAAACCCAUUUGAUUAGGUCUUUGCAUUUUGAAGCCAACAGGCUUUUAGCACGGUGUUUGUCAAAGCCAGAUGACACAUCGAUUUUAAUAACAGCUCCGACAGGUGUUGCAGCUUUUAACAUUAGUGCUUCAACCAUUCACAGUACGUUUGGUAUUCCUGUAGAUGUAAAAUUACCCUAUCAGCCAUUGGGAGAGGAAAAACUAAACACGUUACGUUUAAAGUAUAACAGCCUUCAAAUUUUAAUUAUAGAUGAAAUCUCUAUGGUGGAUCAUAAGUUACUUGCUUACAUCCAUGGAAGGUUACGACAGAUCAAGCAGUGUAAAGAUUACUCUCCAUUUGGAAAAGUGUCUGUGAUUGCUGUUGGAGAUUUCUAUCAAUUGCCACCAGUAAAAGGGAAGCCUUUAUACAAAGACAACAUUGGAUUUAAUCUCUGGUCUGAGUUCAAAAUAGUGGAACUAACUGAAGUGAUGAGACAGAAAGAUCAAAGAUUUGCAAAUAUGUUAAACCGUCUUCGUAUCCGUAAAAAGACUGAGAGAAUCACAGCUUCAGAUAUUUGUAUGUUGACUGAGCGCGAGACCGGAGAAGAAGAAGGUGAUAUUCAUAUAUUUGCAACAAAUCAACAAGUUACAGAAUUCAAUCUCUCUAAAUUGUCUCAAAGUGAAGAGGAAAUUAUUGCUUUUGAUGCUGAAGACUUUGAGAAGGAUCAAAGGACUGGAAAACUUAAGAAAAGAGACAAUCAGUUCAUAAGUACGGUGUAUUCUAAUUUGCCCAGAAAACUGUCUUUAACAGUAGGAGCACGAGUGUUACUUAUGAAAAAUAUUGAUGUUUCUGAUGGUCUUGUGAAUGGAGUCUUUGGCACAGUCUCGCAUAUACCAUGUCCUGCGAGAGAUGAUGUACCAAAUGUGAUUUAUGUUGUAUUUGACAGUGACAGAGUUGGUAUUAAGAUGAGGAGAGAAAGUCAAAUCCCUGAUUGUGUACCAUCCAGCAGUACACCAAUUCACCGGGUAGAAGAUAGAGUGAGUGCACGUGGUGGAAUCAGAAGACAGUUUCCUCUGAAGUUAAGUUAUGCUUGUACUGUACACAAGCUACAAGGUGUCACUCUUGACAGAGCAGUUGUUUCCCUGGACAAAAUAUUUGCUGCAGGCCAAGCUUAUGUGGCAUUAAGUCGUGUGAGAUCACUGGAGGGGUUGACCAUUCAGGAUUUCAAAGAGUCUGUUAUUUAUUGUAAUGAUAGUAUUACUGAAGCACUCUUGUCCAUGUCGCCUUUCCUGAACUUCACAUCUGAACACAACAAUGACCAAGAAGCUGGUUUCGUGGAAUUCAAGUUUAUUCUUCAUAAUGUACAAGGAUUAAGAUCUCAUAUUCAUGACAUCAAAGGGGACAAAAGAUUUACAACAUCACAUGCGAUCUGUAUUACAGAAACUUGGCUGUCUUCUGAUGAAUCAAGAGAAGGACAGUACUUAGAGGGAUUCACAUUUAACCAUAAGACGAGAUUUCAAAGCUAUGAUCAAAGCAAUCCGUUGUUCAAGGAGUUAAAACAACAAGCUCAUGGAGGGGUUGGCAUUUUCCACAAAUCUAAUAUAAAAUGUGAAAUGUUGGAUCUCGCUAUUCCUAACCUGGAGAGUAUAGCAUUCUACUUUAAUGAUCCAAACUUUGCUGUCAUUGUCAUUUACAGGCCAUUGUCUUAUAGUCUUCCUAUUUUCAUACAAAAUCUAGAUAAACUAUUGAAAAAACUGGCGAAUCUUCCAUAUGGUUGUGCAAUAGUUGGAGAUUUCAAUGAGAACAUAUUGAAGUCGAAUGUCAUUUCAAAACUGUUUGCCUCUUACCAUUUUCAGCAGCUUGUGAAAGAACCAACCACAGAAAACGGGACACUGAUUGAUCAUGUUUAUGUCAGACAUGUCCAUUUGAAAACAGUCAAAGUCAUCCCAACUUAUUUUAGCUACCACGAUGCCAUUAUGUCCAUAUUAUAA
This is a messenger RNA of Liolophura sinensis, 6870 nucleotides long. RefSeq lists its product as uncharacterized. The transcript has a single exon. NCBI's taxonomy places the organism in Eukaryota, Metazoa, Mollusca, Polyplacophora, Chitonida, Chitonidae. Bases 1 to 6870 code for a protein of 2289 amino acids. The record is from RefSeq and is a predicted model, not a curated record. Gene Ontology annotation, biological process: DNA repair; telomere maintenance. Gene Ontology annotation, molecular function: DNA helicase activity.